UCCACCCCUACUAACGUCUGCGAAGGAGGCUAUCUUUGAAGGGGAAAGCACCAUCAGAUAUGCAGAUAUCUUUUGGUAACGCGCGAGAAAUUGGGAGCUAAUCUAUUCUUCGCUUUGUCCUAGGUCUCCUACGUCUGAAUUCGGGAAUAAUCAAGAUGGCGGGAAAAGCUGUGAAAGACCUUUCUGAUGUGGAGUUGAUGAAUGAAUUAAAGUCCUUAGGUCUAAAAUCUGGACCUAUUACUCCGAACACAAGGCGGCUAUUUGAAAAAAGGCUCUCCAAAGCUCUGGGUUGUGAUGUCAUCGACAGCAGUCUUGAAAACAGGGAUGUCGUGUCGAACGUUGAUGUCAGAGAGACUCCAAUUGCAACAAGUGAUGCUCGGACGCUCAGUGCUUCUAGUCCAUCGGAUAGUCCAGUGAUCUUUUACGGAGUUUGCUUCGAUAUAGAUUGUUCUUUAUCUGAAACUGCAUCACCAGCUAUUCCAGCUGUUUUUACAAGUAAAGACGAGGCACUGAAAGUGGCUAAGAAAGUUAAAGGUUCUCGAUUUAAAGGCUUCAAAAGUAAACUGGAGGCCGAAUUGUUUUCUCGAUCGCACCUUAAAGAUCAAGACAUAUCUUCAGGUGCUCUGGAUACUUCACCUAUUCCUAGAGAUCCCGUGAGCAAUUUCAAAACUCCAACACCGCAACAAAUAGUCAAAUUUCGUGCCGUCAUCGAACAAGGCUCGAGUGAAGAAUUUCAAGAAAUUGUAAAGACAAAUCCUAGAUACCUGAUUGGACCAGGUGAUACUCCAGUUAUUUUACAAGAAGGAUUUCGUUAUAAUGCACUUCAUGUAGCAGUGAAAAAUAACAGAAAAGAGAUGUGUCAAUCUAUUGUUGAAACUUUGGAGAGUCAAUCGUUUUGGGAUGUGCUACUGAACCAUGAAAUUAAGACAGCCGAGAACAGCAAAAGGAGAGAAUUUUUGAUUGACAUGUACCUAAACACACCAGACAAAGGGAACUUGGAAACACCAUUACAUUUUGCCUGCAAGUUUGGUUUUGCUGACAUCGUGGAAUACCUUGUCUCUUAUCCUCUAACAAAGAACCAACAACAGAACAAAUAUGGUGAAACUCCAGCUGAGGUUAUUUGCUCAAGGUGUUCAAAUGCAAGCUCUGAUUUGAAAAAUCAGAUAAAAAGCUUCCUUGAAGACAGUUUCUAUGUGCCACUGUUGGGCUCAACAGAUAAUUCAACUCUUCCCUGGAUUGAGGGGCCUUGGUCACCAGAGAUCACAGAUGAUCGAGUGAAUAGGGAAGGUGGACAGCCAGGAAGCCCCCUCAAUAACUGGAAACACAGGAACAGCCCUGGAGACUUACCAGUUACUGUGAGGGCAUAUGCUGGACCGAUGUCCCCAUCAAAGGCAGCAGAGUUCUACCAUACUUGGAAAACUCCACCAAAAAAGGAAUGUCGGAAAAAGUACAUGCAGAUAAAGAGAAAAGAUGACAGUCGUGGUGUGGAAAGAAUUGGAAGAGACCUUGCUCAUUGUGAGAGUGUGCCUUGGACAGAAUAUUGGAACUUUCUUGGCUGUUAUGCUGACUUAGCUAGUCCUCAGGGCCUGAAAAAACUCGAAGAUUAUUUCGCCAGCAGGAAGGAAAGGAUUGUCUUAAGCAGAUUGGCUGUUACACCUCAGAGAGUCAGAACUAUGAAGAGUGGGUACAGUGUGUUAAAAACUCCAGAGUCAAGACAAAGUGGAGUUAUUUUGCCUGACAGGGGUUUGGAACAUGAAACAGCCUUUGCAGGUGCUUUACCCAGUUUUAAUAAAAAGAACUUGUUGGAUUAUGAAGACAGUUCUCCCAUGUUGGACAAGAAAGAAAUUCCAGAGUCAAAGAUGGAACCAGAAAAAUUAAAUUUUGAGGUGGAGGAUGCUGCAGUGAAAGGUAAAAUAGAGAAUUCUAAAGGACAGCAUAUCAUGGAGAAAUUUUCAAGCAGAAAGGAUGGGAAUGGUCUAGUUUUAAGGACAUCUCCAGAUGCAGUCAUGAAAGAUGAGCUUUUAGAGCCUUCAUUGAAAACAUUGGGAAAAAGCAUGGAAACACUUUGUCUUCAUCUCGAGGAAGUUGAGAUAAAGCUACCCACAUUCAAUGGUUCAUUGGCAGAAAGUCCAGACAAAGAUUUCCUAAACAGAAGCCAUUCUACUGAGUUGAGUGACCAGAAAGAUGAAACAGACGUAGUAGGGGAUAUCGUGUGCAAGAAAAAGCUGCUAUACAAUCUACAAGAACAAAAAACUAGCAAUAAUGGUGAAGUCUUGAGGAGCAAAGAUGAGGAUGUUUCUGAUACUGAGCAAACAGACAAGAAAGACAAAGUGAUGCUAAUGAAACACAAAAUGGACAUCCCGGCCAAGGAUUUGGAUUCAACUGAUUUGCAGUCAUUAGUGGUGAAUCAGUCUCCAGCUGAAUUAAGGAAAAAUUACCUUAAAGAUGAAGUGAUUGAGACUACAAGGUGUACAUGUGAAGAUCAGAGAUUUAAAAAUGAUGAUUUUAGAGUUUCAAGUGUUCUGGAGCAGAGCUGUUUUAAAGUGCCAGGAGAAAGAAAUGUGGAGCAUGCAAAGUCAGAGAGAUCUGUCAAUGUGGCUGGUUCAGAAAAUAUGAACGUCAACAUUUUCAUCCAGGGUUUGCAGCCCAGUAAACUUGACCUUGAUGUGUUAAUUGCCAUCGGUCAGACCAAGAUUGAUUCUGUGAAAUAUCCUUGUAUCCAAGAAUGGAAGGAACAUGUUAUGUCUUAUUCUGAGGCAGCACAACAAAGCUGGCCAAGCCCUGGGUCACCAAGAUUUCACACAAGACACAAAUCUCUAAUGUGGAGUUGCUAACAAAAUCAAAUUUGAAGCAAUUUUAGUUCAAGUUGGUAAUUUUGGGAUUUUAAUUUGUAAAGGUGUUUCAUAGUUAGAUUUGACUGUUGUUUACUAGACUAUGAACAAAGUGGGUAAGUUUCCAAAGAAACUGUCGUGCUGCGUCGGUGGGGGUAACAAGGUAACUUGAGCAAAUGUUUCGCUCUGACGAAGGGCUAACGCUCGAAACGUCAGCUUUUUAACUCUUUACGGUGGCAGUUUCAACUUAGUUGGUGUAAACAAAUUACCAGACUAUGAGCUGAUCCUCCUUUUCGGCGAAGUCUGUCGUGCAAGUAAAAAAAAAAACAGCCAAAAAAAGAUUGAUCUUAGCGCGCCACACAGCACUCCGAGAGUGAGGCUCAUAGACUGUGUAUCGUUUGUUUUGUUCAGCGGUCUUUUGUUCCUUUGAACAGUGUUGUGUUUCUUGAUUCAUAACUUAGUAACCAAUAAUCGAUUUUUACGGGUUUGUCAAUCAAGUACUGGCAGAUUGAUUUGGAAAACCCACAGAAGAGGAAGGGGAGCGAAGUUCAACUCUCUUGUAAAAAAAAAAUAUUUGUUCAUUAACAAUAUGGUUUCUGUUCGUGUGAGUUGAUCCCUGUAAGAGGAGUCGAAUAAAAGAAAAGAUUUUUUCUUGA
Messenger RNA from Stylophora pistillata, 3487 nucleotides. Its product is annotated as ankyrin repeat and LEM domain-containing protein 2. Lineage: Eukaryota; Metazoa; Cnidaria; Anthozoa; Scleractinia; Pocilloporidae. Gene Ontology annotation, cellular component: endoplasmic reticulum. The record is from RefSeq and is a predicted model, not a curated record. Gene Ontology annotation, molecular function: protein phosphatase 2A binding. Gene Ontology annotation, biological process: negative regulation of phosphorylation.